AUGUCAUUAAAGGACUUUCAAAUAUUGCAAGAAUUAGGUAUAAUUAAUAUGCGAACUAGGUGAGGGAGCCUAUUCUAGAGUAUUUAAAAUAAAAAGAAUUGCAGAUUAAUAAGAAUACGCCCUUAAGAAGGUUAAUUUGCAAUCUCUUUCUGAUAAAGAGAAACAAAAUGCCCUUAAUGAAGUAAGAAUUUUGGCAAGUGUAAGACAUGCUAAUGUUAUUCAAUAUAAAGAAGCAUUUUUGGAAGAAUAAUCUUAAACAUUAUGGUAACUAUUUAUAUGCAAUUAUUUUAAGUAUUGUAAUGGAAUAUGCAGAUGAUGGAGAUCUCUAUUAAAAAAUAGUAGAAUGUUAAAAGAAGGGAGUUCUUAUGUCUGAAAAUGAUAUUUGGAAUAUAUUCAUAUAAGUAUUACUUAAUCCAUAUUAACAUUAAAGAUAGUAAAAGGUUUAAAAGCAUUACAUGAUAUGAAAAUAUAUCAUAGAGAUCUUAAAUCAGCAAAUGUCUUUAUGAAUAUAGAUGGAACUGUUAAAUUGGGAGAUAUGAAUGUCUCCAAAGUAGCUCGAAAAAUAUUACUCUACACAUAAACUGGAACACCUUAUUAUGCAUCACCAGAAGUUUGGAAAGAUUAACCUUAUGAUUCUAAAUCAGAUAUUUGGUCAUUAGGAUGUGUUUUAUAUGAAAUGACAACAUUAAAGCCACCAUUUCGAGCUGAAGAUAUGAGCGGUUUGUACAAAAAAGUAGUCAAGGGUUAUUACCCAAAAAUACCUACAAUAUACAGCUAAGAUUUAAGCAAUGUAAUUAGGGCUUUACUAUAAGUCUAACCACAUUUGAGACCCAGUUGUGAUAAAAUAUUAUAAUUGUCUUCUAUAGUCAAUAGAUUAGAUGAUAAAGUGUUGAUUGAAGAAGAAGGAGCUAAAUUUUUAUUAUAAACAAUUAGAGUUCCAAGAAAUAUGCACUAUUUAACAGAUAGAUUGCCUAAACCUAAUUAUAAUCCAAUUAGAAUGACUAGAAUUGAUAAAUAGUAGUUUAUCUAGACUUUGGCUAUUUAGAAAUUGAAUUAAGAGAAUUUGGAGGAGAAUCAUUCAAUGCAUGUUGAUUUUUUACCUCGUCUUAAUAAAAGGAAUGAAGAGAGUCUUGAUAAUUCGGUUGUUUCAAGAAAUAAUAAAAAAGUUGAUGACAAUUUAAUAGAUAACAAUAAGAAUAAUUAAAUUAAUUAAAUAUAUGGUGUUGGUAUACAACCUAGAAAAAAAGAUUAAAGAAUUUCGAAUAAAUCUUAAAAACAUGAACCUCUAAAAUAAAACAAAAAAAAUGAAUUAGAAGGAGAACUUAAACCUUUAAUAAUAAAAUCGUAAAUAAUAUUAUUUUAUUUUAGUUAUAGUCCUAAAAAUAUACAUGAAGAUAGACAACCAUUAUUACCACUUUUACCUAGUAUUAAAAAAGAAGUUGAAAGAUAAAAUGAAGAUGAAUAAUUAAAAAGAAUUAAAUAAACUGAAGAAUUAAUUUAAUAAUUAAAAGAUAGAUAAAAAUAAAAACAUAAGAAAAUCUAGAAAUUAUGA
Molecule: messenger RNA, 1552 nt
Organism: Paramecium primaurelia
Lineage: Eukaryota; Ciliophora; Oligohymenophorea; Peniculida; Parameciidae
Source: the annotation of a GenBank genome assembly